UUGUGGAAGUCUGUUCUAGCAAGCUGUAUUACAUCAAUGUCUGCAUCUUCUUUAACCACACAUGGAAUUUGCAAUACAAUCCAUUACAGCCUCAAAGCUUCAUCCACCUAGCAACAUGAACUGACUUGAUGGAAUUCAGAUAUUGUGUUGAUGUCAUGUUGUCAAGAGUUACUGAUUUACGAAAGUUCUGGACGAAGCAGAGGACUAUACAGGACGUUCCGUCUGCUGUGUGCCAAUAAACUGGCACCCAGCUGCUUUACCUACUGCUGUUGCCACCUCUGCCUACAACAAGCUGCUACAAAUAUUUGACAACAACAACAGUGCUUCUGCCUCUAUUGCUAUGAAUGUUCUAUGGCCACGUGUGCUGGCUAUGUUGUUGGCCUGCGUGGCCUUUAGUGUGGCACUUCAUGGCGCACCGGUGAGGGACCAGUCGGUGGAAGAGUGGUGCCUUUUCAGCUGGGGAUUUAGCUUCUUUGGCACACUGCUGGUGCUACUGGUGGAGCUAUGUGAGCUGCAGUCAAGCGUACCUGUCUCUUGGAAGAACUUCACCAUCACCUUCGCCUGCUUUGCUUUCCUCCUCUGCCUCUCCGCAUCCGUCGACUUUGCCUUGUACUUUGUGAAAGGCUUCUUCAUGCAUGGUGUGUCCUACAACUGCCGUGUGGUCUCACUGGUCUUCUCCUGCUUUGCCACCAUCGCCUAUGCAAUGGAGGUAAUCAUCAGCAAGGUCUGGGCAAACACGGACAGGGAGGCUGGUUACAUGGCCACAGUGCCUGGUCUGCUGAAGGUCUGUGAAACGUUUGUGGCCGGCAUCAUCUUUGUGUUCAUCAGCGACCCCAACGCCUAUAAGAGUCACGCGGCCAUCAAAUGGUGCAUGGCUGUCUAUUGCAUCUGCUUCAUCCUGUCCAGCAUGGUCAUCAUCCUGUCCAUUGGGAAUUGCUCUGACUACCUGACCUCCACCCCCACCUGCUGCUUGUCCUUCUACGCCUUGUUGGCCGUCAUUAUGUAUCUGACAGCCACCAUCAUCUGGCCCAUCUAUAAGUUUGACAAGGUGCAUGGGGGAAGCCCCUCUAGGCCCAGUCAGUGCAGCAGCAGCAACCCAGACCUUUGCCCAUUUGACAAGAUGAUAGUUGUGGCUGUGCUCACCGGUGUGAACUUUAUACUAUACCUGGCUGAUAUGAUAUACUCUGUCAUACAGUUUAAGGAAGAUGACCAAAACUCAUAUAGCCAAUUAUGACACUUAUCAGUGUCAAGCAGUUUGUAGAGGUGACCAAUACCUAUAUGUUCCAUUUUGGCAUUUAUCAGUCUACCACACACACAAAACGUUAUAUCCAUAUCAUAUCACUACAUUCGCACAGCAUUUUGAGAACAGGCUGAAGUAGUAGUGUGUUACCAAUAUGUGAUGAAGAACUGAAGAUUUGACUGACUAAUGACAACAAGCACAGUACUAGCAAGCCAUCUUGCUUGUGCAUGAAGUUACUUCUACUGGAUAUAAUUAUUAUUUUAUGCUGUUGAGUGAAAAUCUGUGAGACAGUUGUUGAACUGUGUGUCCUAAGAGAACACUAAAAAAAGUUUUGAGAAUCCAGAUAUUGAUGUUGAUUAACAUUAGCCUAGAAAGAUAACCUGACUUGCUACCUGGUUGGUGACAAAUUAUGUUUUUGAUACUUUAGCAUGCAACACCUGAAAAGCCACAUUGUUAGCCUACUUAUUCUGCAAAUUCCAAGUAGCAGUGCUACAUCUGAAUGACAAUACCGCUAUGAUUCCAAGAAUGUUCACGCUUAAGAAAUCAUUGCAUCUCAUUUUACAUUGGUAUUUGUAAACAUUGCAAUUAUACUAGUCAUAACAUGUAAAUAGUUAUUAUGACCGCUGCGCAGCGAAGCUACGGCCGGGUCUCGGCGUGCUCGAAACAGACCCCGGAAUGAUUUUCCAAUGAGCUUCUCAUCCAUCUCACUCCAACGCCAACAAGGUCUGGUUUCCCUCAGCGUUGACAGGCGGAGUAGGUAACCAGGGGGAGCCCCGUUUCCGCCGCCUUGGCGACCGGCGCUUUUGUUUUCCACUCGGACGCGAGGUCUGGAUUAGUGUUAAUUUCGUCAGACGAGACGAGAGGAAAUAUGUUCGUCAACAACCUUUUUUUUCAUGACUAAGA
This is a messenger RNA of Alosa alosa (allis shad), 2143 nucleotides long. RefSeq names its product myeloid-associated differentiation marker homolog. The coding region runs from base 341 to 1234 and encodes 297 amino acids. Gene Ontology annotation, cellular component: membrane. NCBI's taxonomy places the organism in Eukaryota, Metazoa, Chordata, Actinopteri, Clupeiformes, Clupeidae. The transcript has 3 exons. The record is from RefSeq and is a predicted model, not a curated record.